Hipposideros armiger (great roundleaf bat) is the source of this 3951-nucleotide messenger RNA. RefSeq names its product solute carrier family 38 member 10 (gene SLC38A10). The coding region runs from base 304 to 3489 and encodes 1061 amino acids. Gene Ontology annotation, molecular function: L-amino acid transmembrane transporter activity. Gene Ontology annotation, cellular component: membrane. The record is from RefSeq and is a predicted model, not a curated record. Lineage: Eukaryota; Metazoa; Chordata; Mammalia; Chiroptera; Hipposideridae. The transcript has 17 exons. Gene Ontology annotation, biological process: amino acid transmembrane transport.
CCCGCGAAAGGCGGAAGUGUGCGCCGCGGGGCUGCCGCGAAGCUCGGCUGAGGUGUGCCUAGUUGGCAUCUGGCGGCUCUUCCGGGUUUGGGCGCCAGGACGCGGAGGCGGCCGGCGGGAGUGAGCGGAGGACGAUGCUAUGAGAAGGCCGCAGGGCCUGGCGGGGUCUGGAGGUUGACCGCCCCCGCCGCCUUCCCGCGAGGCCGCCUCCUCCAGGCAGCCGCCCGUCCCCCCUCCGGGCCUCGCGCCCCGCUGUCGUCCCGGCGCUUCGCACCCGGGCUCCCGGGCCCCAGACCCCGCGCCAUGACCGCGGCCGCCGCCUCCAACUGGGGGCUGAUCAUGAACAUAGUGAACAGCAUAGUAGGGGUCAGUGUCCUCACCAUGCCCUUCUGCUUCAAACAGUGUGGCAUCGUCCUGGGGGCCCUGCUCUUGGCUUUCUGCUCUUGGAUGACGCACCAAUCCUGCAUGUUCUUGGUGAAAUCCGCCAGCCUGAGCAAACGGAGGACCUACGCCGGCCUGGCGUUUCACGCCUACGGAAAAGCUGGGAAGAUGCUGGUGGAGACCAGCAUGAUCGGGCUGAUGCUGGGGACUUGCAUUGCCUUCUAUGUUGUCAUCGGCGACUUGGGGUCCACCUUCUUUGCUCGGCUGUUUGGGUUUCAGGUGACCGGCACCUUCCGCAUGCUCCUGCUCUUCGUGGUGUCCCUGUGCAUCGUGCUCCCGCUGAGCCUGCAGCGCAACAUGAUGGCCUCCAUCCAGUCCUUCAGUGCCAUGGCCCUGCUCUUCUACACCAUGUUCAUGUUCGUGAUUGUGCUGUCCUCGCUCAAUCACGGCCUCUUCGGGGGACAGUGGCUGCAGCAGGUCAGCUACGUCCGCUGGAAGGGCAUCUUCCGCUGCAUCCCCAUCUUUGGCAUGUCCUUUGCCUGCCAGUCCCAGGUUCUGCCCACCUACGACAGCCUGGACGAGCCGUCCGUGAAAACCAUGAGCUCCAUAUUCGCCUCCUCCCUCAACGUGGUCACCACCUUCUAUGUCAUGGUGGGGUUCUUUGGCUACGUGAGCUUCACUGACAAAAUCGCCGGCAACGUGCUGACGCACUUCCCAUCCAACCUGGUGACCCAGAUGAUCCAAGCAGGCUUCAUGAUGUCGGUGGCCGUGGGUUUCCCCAUGAUGAUCCUGCCUUGCAGGCAGGCCCUGAACACGCUGUUGUUCGAGCAGCAGCAAAAAGACGGGACCUUUGCGGCUGGAGGCUACAUGCCGCCCCUGCGGUUCAAAGCACUCACCCUCUCGGUCGUGUUUGGAACCAUGGUCGGUGGAAUCAUGAUCCCGAAUGUGGAGACGAUCCUGGGCCUCACGGGCGCCACCACGGGAAGCCUCAUCUGCUUCAUCUGCCCAGCUCUGAUCUACAAGAAAGUCCACAAGAACACGUUCCCCUCCCAGGUGGUGCUCUGGGUUGGCCUGGGCAUCCUGGUGGUCAGCACACACACCACGCUGUCCGUGAGUGAGGAGACUCCUGUGGACUUGGACUUGGCAAAGGGGGCCCCCGGCGGCCGGCCUGGAGAGGCUCAGGGCGAGAUGAAGGCGAAGGUGGCCCGGCCUCCAGGUACGCGGCUCUCAGGCCAGAAUCCAGUGGUGGGCGUGGCCGAGGACGACCGGGACAAGCCGAAGCGGCCGCAUGAGAAGGAGGAGAUGGAGCAGGCCCAGAUUAAGGGCCCCGUGGACGUCCCCCAGAGGGAAGACACCAAGGAGAGGCGGGAGGAGGUGCAGCUGGACCGUCCAGGCCAAGGUGUGGCGGUACCUAUGGGCGAGGCCCACCGCCAUGAACCCCCCGUCCCUCAUGACAAGGUGGUGGUGGACGAAGGUCAAGACCAAGAAGGACCAGAGGAGAACGAACGUUCGUCCAAACACGUGGAUGAAAAGGCUGAGGCGGGCAAGGGUCAGGUGGUGCCACCUCUGCCAGAUUCCGAGAGAGAGAGACCUGACCAGGACCAGGCCCUGGAGGCAGCGGGUGGUCUUCCUGAAGACCCUCAGAAGGUUCCGGAAGGAAAUGGGCAGCUGGCUGUGGAGCCCGCAGAUCUGGAGCCUGGCGAUAGGGGUCUGCGUCCAGGGCCCCAGGCAGUGCUCCCUGAGGGGCUGGACGCCCUGGGGGCAGGUGCAGGGGAGAGAGCAGCCGGUGUCCCGUUGCCAGGCCACGUGGGGGCCGUGGGCAAACCAGCGGAGAAGGAGCCUGGUGGGAAACCAGGCCCCGGGGCCGCGCAGCAGGCAGAGCCCAGAGGACUGAGGAACGUGGAGGGAGAGGGUGGAGACCGUGCCGGCAGCAAGCUGGAGGCUGAAAUCAAAAAGAUAGUAGCAGAGGCCGGCCGGGCGGAGAUGCUGGAGCAUGCCGUGCUGCUGCAGGUGAUCCAGGAGCAGCAGGAGCAGCAGAAGCGCCUCCUGGACCAACAGCAGAAGCUGCUGGCAGUGAUCGAGGAACAACAUAAGGAGAUGCACCAGCAGCGGCCAGCCGGCGAGGACGUGGACAUGCAGCCCGAGCCAGGGGUGGCCGCGCCCAGGAGUAAGGAGCAGGACACCCAUGAUGCGGGGACGGUGCCGCAUCCCCCCCUGCAGCCUCUGGAACCUGAGCUCGGAGCUCCCCGGCAGCCCCCCGUUCUGCCCCAGGGGCAUCGCCAGCACUCUCCAGAGGAGGCCGCAGGCGGGGCCCCAGCCGGUCCUCCCGGUGGUGUGGACCCGGAGCCCCGGGCAGCCCAGGCCGAGCCGAUGGAAGGCCGGCAGCGUGCUGUGCCCAAGGUGGCUGGCGUGCAGGAACGGGUCCCCGAGCCACACCUCGCUGGGGCACCUGCGAGUCCAGAGAAGCCUGAUGUUGGGGACUCCCCGGGGCAGAGUCAGGGCAAUAAUGGAGAAGGCUCCCACGAGCAGCAGAAAUCCAGAAAGGAGGUGGCAGGCGACCUGGGUGUGGGGGCAGACAAGUCCCAGGAAGUGAGCCCCGCCCGGGGUCCUGCAGGCCCGUCCAGCAGGUCGGGAGGGGCAGUCCCUCGGGCCCAGGUGGUGGCACAUCAGCGCGAACACCCAGCCGUCUCUGCUGGGGCGCAGGAAGGUCACCCAGAGGCGGGAAAGGAUGUCCUUGGUGGAGACCGCCUGGGUGGGGACCAUGUGCCUGCUCCCGGGCAGGACGCCGUUGUCCAAGAGCCUGAGCUCAGGCCCCAGCAGGCCGUCCCUGAGGCUCAGAAGCCGGACAAUGCCAAACCCAACCGAGACCUGAAAGUCCAGGCUGACUCUGAUCUCCGGAGGAGACGGCGGGACGUGGCUCCUCGUGCAGAUGGGGGGCCGGUCCCCGAUGAUGGGGUCAUUAUCAGCUUCCACCCUAUGCCUGGCAUGCAGGUCAACGACCUCCGCAGCGCCCUGGACACCCAGCUCCGCCAGGCCGCGGGAGGCGCUUUGCGAGUGGUCCAUGGCCGCCAGAUCAAACAGUUGCCCGGGGCCCAGGAGGAGGCCUGAGCGCGCCUGCAAGUGGCCACCAUGCUCCUGGGCAGCUUGUCUCACGCAGCAAUGCCCAGGCUGCCAGUCUGGAGUACAGAGGGCGCUGAAUUCCGGACGUGACACUCGAGUGGAAGUCUGGAAGUUCUCACUGCAAGUGUCUUCCAACGGUCUUUGCCGUCACAGAUGUGCCUCUGAACUGAGCAGGUGACUGAGCUCCUGUGCCGCCUGCUGAAACUCUAAGGAGAUGUGGCAUCGCUACGGGCUUGAGUUCUGUGACCGCCACCUCUGUGUUCUGAGACAGGUGGGUCCUGUGCAGCUGUGGGAACGGGAUUUGUGAGGGUAGGUGCCCCCACGCAACUCGUCCCAGCACGUGGGCCACCGAGAGCAGCCCCAGCCUCGGAUUCCCAGUUACUCCGAGUUGUAUUGAGAUAGCUCAUGCUCCGAGUGGCGCAGAAAACCUCAGUAAACACCCUGCCUUUA